CCUCCGCCACGCCUCCGAUCCAAUGGAAGACCAUACCAUCUCCUACUUCCUCAGACCAACCGAAACAAACCCACAUGGUCGUCUUCGCCACAGCCACCGCCUCAAAACCUAUAUCACCGCCGUCCACCUCUGCCGCCGCCGCCGGAUCCUCGUCGGAAACAGCCGGCUCUUCGCCACCGUCUCAGCCGGAGCAACUGGACACAGAGCCGUUUCAUCAUCAGUUUAGGAAAGGAAAGUACGUGAGCCCGGUUUGGAAACCUAAUGAGAUGCUUUGGCUGGCUCGAGCAUGGAGGCUCCAAUACCAGACCGUAACCGGGUCGGGUCAUGAGAACCCCGAAACGGGUCAACCCGGGAGAGGGAAGACGAGGGCAGAAAAGGAUAGAGAAGUGGCCGAAUUCUUGAACCGUAAUGGGAUCAACCGAGACGCCAAGACGGCGGGGACGAAGUGGGAUAACAUGUUGGGAGAGUUCAGGAAGGUUUACGAAUGGGAGAGAGGAGGCGAAGGUGACAGAUUUUCCGGCAAGACUUACUUCCGGCUUUCUCCGUACGAGAGGAAACAACAUCGGCUUCCGGCAUCAUUCGACGAGGAAGUGUUCGAAGAGUUGGCUCAGUUCAUGGGUCCAAGAGUGAGAGCUCCGAGUAGCCGUGGCGUUGCUCCGGCGGCGACGGCGACUCUUCCGCCGCCUCCUCCUCCGCCGCCGCCGCAUUGUUCGAGGGACGAUGAUACGUAUAUUCCAAGUGGGAGAGGGAAGAGGUUAGCACUGACUACAAUCGGAGACCAUUCCGGACAGUUUCCAUACUCAAAUUUUGCAAGAGGAUCAACCCUAUUCUCGUCAUCUCUAUGCGAUCCGGCAUUCGAGACGAUACCGACGCAGAAAGAUCUCCGACGAAUCGGGAAAAUACGGAUGACGUGGGAGGAAUCGAUGAGCUUGUGGGCGGAAGAAGGAGAGACACACCAUGGAAGAAUUAGGGUUAAUGGAUCGAGCUUCUUGAGCGUGGACGAGCUCAUGUUCUUCGACGAUUCCAUGGUUGUCUGCUCGAUGGAAUCCUUCGAUGAUGGACCUCUCAAGGGCCUUUCAUUGGAUAAGUUUAUGCCUGGUCAACACCUCAAAGUGUUCGGAAGGCGAAAGUCAACUCCAUCUGCCUCUUCUUCUUCUUCAGGUGUGAUGGAGCGAGCCCAGUUUCCAUUUUUGGAACCCCUCACAAGACAAAUACCGGCAUAUGAGUUCCAAGACCCGUCCGAGCAUUACUUAAGCUGCCUUCGGGUGUCGCCUGUAUCGUUACCGAGCAUUUUCGAGCUCUCAUGGCAUUUACAAGAACCGCCGCCCGAGGAUCUCCGAUUCCCGGUCCGGAAAGAUGUAUUCAGAGACCUGCCACCGGGGAAAGACCUCUUCUUUACCACCUCCUCAUCUGAGCUAUUGGAUUGCAGGGCCAUCACUUAUGAUAUCAUCAGCCCGGUAAUGGCGAGGUUAAACCCUAAUUUCGCGGUUUCAAGCAAAGACUCGCUUAUUCCGUUGUGGGAAGACUGCGUAAACCGGAUUGUUUCCAAGUUCUGUCCCGUGGAAAUAGCGUUUAUGCGAAAACCGAGUUCUUCUAACUUGGGUGAUGAUGAUACCAACGUCCAAGAUCAAUGGCCGAAUGUUAUUGGAUUCGUGAAAGGUUUCGGGCUAUGGAGAGGAGAAGAGGCGGAUAACAUCAGAGAAGGCGAGGCCAAACCGUCGUCUCGUUUAGCCGAGAAGCUCCUCUGGUCAUACAACGAUCUGCCUUACAUUAUCGGAUAUUACGCAAUAGGGUUCAACGUAACGUUUUGUGCUUUGAGCCGUUCACAAGAUCGAGUAAUCUGUACGGAUCUUUACUCGUUCAACGUGUCGUCCCCGUCCGAUCGAGUCAAGGCCUUAGUCCCUUGUUACCGUCUCGCCUGCCUUCUUCCUUUGCUUGCCGAUCGGUGCAUCAAUGGCGGUGAUCACAGUAACAGCGGCAAGAAGUUUUGUUUCAGCGACUUCGACAGAUUCGACAAUGGCGAUCACGUGACGGAAAUGACGCCAAACACGGUGACAAAGUAUUACACGAGCAAGAGAAAAUGGACGGCAGUCAAGGAGAUAUACGAUUUCCUCGACCUCAGGGUCCCACACGCGGAGCAUCUGACGAGAUCCAGCGAGAGGAACAUGUCGUUGACUUUCAAGCCACGUGGGGUCAAAGUCAAACCGAGAAGCGUUGACCAACUGGUGGAGUCGCUGAUGUGCGUGACCAAGGCCCUCGUGGCUCUCCACGACCUCUCCUUCAUGCACCGUGACCUGGGCUGGGACAAGGUGGCGUUAACGGCGAGAAGCGUUGACUGGUCAACGGAUACAGUCGAGUGGAUCCUAUGCGGAUUCGAGGAGGCGGCCGACGCGCCGCAGCUGAACCCUCGAGAGGCCGGGGAGGAGCGUGGGAGGCACGCGCCGGAGAUGGGGAGGGGGUUGCAUGGGGUGAAGGUGGACGUGUGGGGGGUAGGGUUUCUCAUAAGGACGUGCGAGCUGCGUGACGUGAAGAUGCUGAAGGAGCUCGAGACUAAGUGUUUGGAGCCGAACCCUGAGCUCAGGCCGACCGCCGCCGACUGCUACCACUACCUUCUCCAGGUCCAGUCCGCCGCGUCUCCGCCGUAUUAGUCCAGACACUCUCGUUCUCGUGAUCAGUGACAUUUUCGUAAAUUCCUUCAUCUUUUUUUUUUUGGUAAUGAUUUAUUUGGGUGAGCAUUUGCAACAGGCAUGUGUGGUAUUUUGUUCGAUUUUGGAUAUUGGGCUGAUAAUAUCAUGAAAUCUGUUAAUCAUAAAGUUACGGGUUUUGUCACAAGUUUCA
Messenger RNA from Tarenaya hassleriana, 2838 nucleotides. RefSeq lists its product as uncharacterized. The transcript is spliced from 4 exons. The record is from RefSeq and is a predicted model, not a curated record. The coding region runs from base 75 to 2648 and encodes 857 amino acids. NCBI's taxonomy places the organism in Eukaryota, Viridiplantae, Streptophyta, Magnoliopsida, Brassicales, Cleomaceae.